Apodemus sylvaticus (European woodmouse) is the source of this 586-nucleotide messenger RNA. RefSeq names its product peptidyl-tRNA hydrolase domain containing 1 (gene Ptrhd1). The record is from RefSeq and is a predicted model, not a curated record. Gene Ontology annotation, molecular function: peptidyl-tRNA hydrolase activity. NCBI's taxonomy places the organism in Eukaryota, Metazoa, Chordata, Mammalia, Rodentia, Muridae. The transcript is spliced from 2 exons. The coding region runs from base 1 to 423 and encodes 140 amino acids.
AUGCACCGCAGAGUACGUCCGGCCUUUCUGAUGAUCAGGAAGAUGGCAGGCUCUGGGGUGGAGCCACAGAUCCUUGUACAGUACUUAGUAUUACGAAAGGAUCUAUCUCAGGCGCCUUUUUCCUGGCCCGCGGGCGCAUUAAUAGCGCAGGCUUGUCACGCCGCCACAGCGGCCUUGCACCUUCAUCGAGAUCAUCCGCACACAGCAGCUUAUCUCCGGGAGCUCGGGCGCAUGCGCAAGGUGGUUCUCGAGGCUGCUGAUGAGACCACCUUGAAGGAGCUGGCUGAGACCCUGCAGCAGAAGAACAUUGACCACAUGCUGUGGCUGGAGCAGCCAGAGAAUAUCGCCACAUGCAUUGCCCUGAGGCCAUACCCCAAGGAAGAAGUGAGCCAGUAUUUGAAGAAGUUCCGAUUGUUCAAGUGACUGAUGUUUGUAGAACUAAUGUCAGCUGGGUCUGGGGAGCCAAAUGGCCUCCAUCCUGAAGCAUUGUGGAUUCCUUUUAAUGUUGACAUACUCUUCCCUUUAUAGUUCUGGUAGUUUCUUAAGAACCAGCACAAAUUCAAAUUAAAGCCCUCAUUAAUAAGUA